AUGGCCCCAAUGAUGCUGGCAAUUGACGGAGGCGGCGUACGAGGUAUCAUAGCCCUCGAGUUGUUGCAUAAACUCGAGGUCGCGCUAAACGUCCCUUAUCGGAUGUGGGAGUUCUUUGAUCUGGUUGUCGGCACUAGCGCAGGGGGCUUGAUAGCACUUGAUCUUUGUGUAAGUGGCGGCACCGUGCAGACCAGUAUGCAUCGGUUCGAAGAAUUUGCGCAUCGUGUCUUCCGCAAGCAACCAAAUCGAUGCUGCUCUAUAUGCAGCGGGGUAUACGAGACUAUAUCCAGGCUCACUAACGAUAGUAAAUACGACUCUACCGAGUUGGAGGGUGUGGUAAAAGAAGUUUUUGGAACUCGGAACACAUUGUGCGAUGGUGGCAUCCAGGCUCUCUCACGUACUAAAUUAGGCAUCAUGGCGACUACAGUUGGGACCUCACAGCUGCGCAUAUUCACAAGUUAUAACGGUAUAAAACGUCCCUUGAAUCAUGAAAACUAUAAGAUUUUGCGACAUGAGGACAGCGAGCUAGAGCCUAAACUCUGGGAAGUGGCCCGUUGCACCACUGCCGCGCCAGGCUAUUUCACUCCGAAGUCGUUGCCAGGCUUUGGUGGAUUGCAAGAUGGAGGAAUGCGUGCGAACAAUCCCACUGAAGCUGGACUCUGGGAGCUCGCUAUGAUAUGGCCGGAAAACCCCCAGCCGAACCUUGUGUUAUCUGUAGGCACUGGGUUUGCGAAAGCGCCAACUCAUGAGUUGUUGCAGCGACGUGGCUUCUGGCUGGACGGCUUCAUGCCACGCAUACUAGGUGCAUUUCUUGCUUCGCCGUGUUUGCACGGCCAGAACAGCUGGCUCGCACUUCUCAACCGACUAGACAACGACAGUCGGGAAGCCUUUGUCAGAUUGAAUAUUGAAUUCGAAUCGGAAGAGCCCGCGCUUGACGAUACAAAGCAAUUACCACUGUUACAUGAUCUAGCGCGUAACAGUAAAAUUGACUACAUUCCGCUGCGGAACAAGCUCUGGGCUCUCAGCUUCUUCUUCGAGAUCACAACUGUGCCAAAGUUCGGGAGCGGUUCUUACACCUGUCAUGGAGUCGUCCGGUCUCGCUUCGACGACGUACGUCCUGUGUUGACAGCCAUCUGUCGGGAGUACAAGAAUCCAUCGGUGGCAGUAGAUGGUUGCCCAGCAAUAGAACUAUCCACCGAACAGUGCUGUGCACAGUGUGGAUCACUAAGAUUGCCAGUACAAUUCGAUGUCAAACGUCUAGAGGAUACCAUGGACAUUGUGCUACGCUUUGAAGAGGGUAUACGUCAUAGCAUCUGCGGUUUGCCGACUUCCACCAGACGUGUUGUCGACCUCCAGAGUGCGUGGUUUGGCGACCACACAUUAACGUGGUCAUUAAGCGCAGAUGAAUGUUGCGUCAAAACACGGAAGCGUAGAAACACCGCAGAUGACCGAGGUGCUGCUAAAAGGUCAAAGACCAUGUCGUAG
Lithohypha guttulata is the source of this 1485-nucleotide messenger RNA. RefSeq lists its product as uncharacterized. Gene Ontology annotation, biological process: arachidonate metabolic process. The coding region runs from base 1 to 1485 and encodes 494 amino acids. Gene Ontology annotation, cellular component: membrane. The record is from RefSeq and is a predicted model, not a curated record. Lineage: Eukaryota; Fungi; Ascomycota; Eurotiomycetes; Chaetothyriales; Trichomeriaceae. The transcript has 5 exons.